UCCUCCGUUCCCUCUAUUAGGGAGCUGCUUCCUCAGUGGGCGGUGCUUCGCUGUGCUCUCUCCCGCCGGCUAUAUCUCUGAAGGGUUCAGCCACUUCCGAUUCUCCGAUCGCCGCCUGUGAUUCUCUCCCGGUACUCGGUGCUAACGAGGCUCCGCUCACGAAUGUUGUGUAACUGUUGUCUCCUGCAAGCUUGAUUGUGUAUUCUUCCCAUUCUUCCUCCAUGAAUGACUCCGUCCACAGCCAAGAAGGAAAUCUCGGACCGUAUUUAGCAGCAACUAUGGGCCCGAGUGGAAGCAACGGACAACUGGCUCCUCGGACGAUACGUGUGCAGAAAUUUGCUGAGGCUAGAGGCCCUGAACUUGAGAGACUUCACUCAAUUGUUGCCCAGCGGCUUGGCAACAAUUUCCGGUCUCAGAGAAACAAGAGGAGGAGGACCACUUCUCAUGAUAACCAAGCUUCGAAUAGAAGAAGAAGGAAGAGGCAAAAGGGCUUACAAUGUGACAAUCCUGAACUCAAAACCCAAGAAAAGCUUCCUCGCCGCGUUAGGCGUAGGAACGAGCUCAGGAUGAAUCCUCAAAGCGGUUUCUCUACCUCUGGGGAUGGAACGAAGAGGUUGAGAACACAUGUGUGGAAUGCCAAGAGGUUUACUAUGACCAAGUUAUGGGGGUUUCACCUUCCUCUUGGUUUGCAUGGCAGAGGGAGAGGUUCAAGGGCUCUCUUGAAAAGGUGCAGGGAAGGAGUAGUUGUGCAUGAUGCUAGCUACCAUCUUGCUGUCCAAUUGGACGGUCCAGAGGAUUCGUUAAUAUCAAUCUUGAGGAUGGUACUGGUUCCCUCUCCUCGCGGGCAUCCUAUAGAUGGGCGGCCUUCUGUUCUAUGUGGCUCUACAUACGAAAGUGCAAUGCUUCACCACGUUGGAGAACCAACAGGUCGGCCAAUUUGUCCAGUUAUCUGUAUAUGGCGACCUUUGAAUGAGAAGAAUUUAGAAAAUGCUGAACUAGAUUAUUCUGAUAAUGGCCAUACUGAACCACGGAAUAGUGAGGGCUCCAAACUAUUUCGCCAGCUGUGGGUGUGGAUACAUGCUUCAGCUUUUGGAGAAGGAUAUAACGCUUUGAAAUCUGCAUGUCAGAAGGAGAUGGAUGCAAAGAGUAUUUCCAUCAACUGCUUUUCACUCGAGGGUCGCAUUGCAAAAUUAGAACUCAUGGGAUCAGGGGCUUUUCAACUUCUCAAAAAGAUAUUGCAUCCCAUUUCAUGUGUUCCAGGAAAAUCUUUUCAGUUGAAGAAGCAUUCAGAAGCUGUCAGCAAUGAUGACAAGAUGAAGGAUCAUUCGUCUCUUAAAGAGGAGCAAUUUUCUGACUCCACAGUUCUGUCCCUAGUAGUGAAGGACCCAAGGGCAUAUAGGGAGGAAGGAGUUACCGAUGUUAAAUCGGUAACUACUACUAAAGUUGAGUUUACAUCGCCUGUUCAAGUUGAAGAGCAUACAAUACCUUCAGAUGACCAUGGAGUGUCACCCCCUUCAUCACUUGUAUAUCCUGAAAUUGAAGAUUUAUGGGAUGCUAGUAGAGGAAUAAAACCACCAGUGGACGAGAGUGUCCUUUGCCAGGAGAGACAUGACAAGCGUCUGGAAUUUUAUUGCCUUAGUGAUCCAAACUGCAGGACUUCGAGUACUUUGGAAGCCUUUCAGUCUUCAACAUGCCCUAUUAUGCUUCUGAGGAAACACAGCCAAGCACACAGCCAAGAGCACACAUCACUGGGAUGGUUCAUUAUACUCCCCUUGAGUUGGGUCAAGGCGUUUUGGGUUCCUCUUGUUACUAUGGGGGCUCAUGCAAUCGGAUUGAGGGAGAAACGCUGGAUCUCGUGUGAAGCUAGUCUUCCAUAUUUUCCUUCUGAUUUCCCUGACUGCAGUGCGUACACUUCCUUAGUGGCAGCUGAAGCUGCUGCUUCUAGUUCAAAAGCAGAUCUUCGGCCUCGUAAAUUAAGACCUAUGAAAAUUCCCAUUCCACUUCCUUGGAGUACUGUUCAAACUGCUUAUGACGAAGUACCUUCUUUGGAGGGAAAUUCUCAGAUCCCAGCGGGGAGAGAAAUAUAUAACAUGAGGACAUCUCGUGAACUUGGUUUAUUUAAUGAAAGGUUUGGUGGUCAUUUGCUUCUAUUUCCUCAUGGAGUGGGGAAUGAGGGGAGCCUGCAAAAGGCUUUGAUUAAUGAAGUUGUACCGUGCCAAGAUGGCAUAAUUCAAUUCAAGGAUGAAAAGAAGUUAUAUUUCCUUAGAGUCAUUCUGCGCGCUUUCAGAGAAGGUGCUUUUGAAGAAGGAGCAGUUGUGUGCACUCCUCAUUUCUCUGACAUAUCGUUGUGGUCUUCAAGGCCAGAGAACUAUGGAAAAGGACUGCAAAUUUCCGAAUCGGCUGUGGCGUCAUACUUUAAGGAGGAGUCCUCUGGCACAUGGGUCCUCCAAACACCAUUGGACCCGCUUGCAAGGGAAUCUCACCGUCGGGGAAUUGGAUUUGUCACCACAGGGUUCGUCCGAGGGAGUAAGAAGCCUGCUGCUGUGGCUAUCUGCGAGGCAACCUCGCUAGCUCGACUCAGAGCAGAGCAAUGGAGUGAAAUGCACGUGAAGCGGAGGAAGGAAGAAAUAUAUGUCCUGGUCCGGAACUUGAGGUCAUCUGCUUAUAGGCUUGCUCUCGCCACAAUUGUCUUGGAACAUCAGAAAGAAGAUGUAAAGUCAUUGUAAUCAGACUUGUUAAUAGGUAGAGAUAAGAUGUCUCGCCACAGUUGUCUUGGAACAUCGGAAAAUGUGAAGCACAUUGAAAUUGGCCUCGGUUUUUGCCAUAACACAGGAAAGAGAUAUCGGGUUAAAGAGACUUACCAAGUGGAUGGAUGCUGGUGGAAUCAACUCCUUGGGUCCAAUGGAGUCGCUUAUUUCAUGCGAGAGGAAUGUACUUUUUACUGAACUCGAAGAAAUAUUUCUUGAAAAUAUCUAAUUGACUGUAUUAAUUUAUUAGUUAAUGGAAUAUUCUUCUCUAUUUUCCGGAGAAUUAUCUUCCAAUAAAAGAAAUUGGGAAUUUAUUACUGUA
Molecule: messenger RNA, 3069 nt
Organism: Punica granatum (pomegranate)
Lineage: Eukaryota; Viridiplantae; Streptophyta; Magnoliopsida; Myrtales; Lythraceae
Source: RefSeq, a predicted model, not a curated record